Linum tenue is the source of this 3927-nucleotide messenger RNA. Lineage: Eukaryota; Viridiplantae; Streptophyta; Magnoliopsida; Malpighiales; Linaceae. The record is from the annotation of a GenBank genome assembly.
AAGGGAGAAGAGAAGGGAUCAGUGUUCAUUGGGGGAACGGAGAUGGACGUCCGAGCUUCCGAUACUGGAAUGGAGCUCCGGCAAAUGGAAGAAGAAUCCACCAGUGAUGAUUCUGUCGUGUUCCUUGACGAGGGCAAACUGCUCGAAGUUAUUGCUGAAGGCUCAUUGACGUUUGAGGAAUGGACUUCACUUAUAUCGUUGAUUGAGAAGACUUACCCGGAUGACAUGGAGAAGUUAUGCCUAGUGUAUGAUCCUUUCUUGUCUGAGUAUCCUUUGUGCCAUGUUUACUGGAGAAAGUACGUCAACCACACCAUCAAGUUGUGCUCCCCUGAAAAGGUUGUUGAAGUUUUCGAGCGGGCUGUGGAAUCAGCUAUGUAUUGUGUUGAUAUUUGGGUUGAUUAUUGCACCUUUGGCUGUAUGGCCUUUGAUGAUCCAUCUGAUUCUCGAAGAUUGUUCAAAAGAGCCAUAUCCUUUGUGGGAAAGGAUUAUCUGUGUCAUACGUUGUGGGAUAAGUACGUAGAAUUUGAGUUCUCCCAGCAGCAGUGGAGUUUUCUAGCUGAAAUUUACAUCCAAACACUGAGGUUUCCUACCAAAAAGUUGCCUGAGUAUUAUGAUAGCUUUAAGAAGUUGGUAGGAGUUUUCAGAGAUGAAAUGGAAUCCCAGAGCAAAGCCAACGUGGAAGAGCCAGUUGAAUCUAUGCUUAGCGCUGAAGUUCCAAUCAGCUAUAAGCAAGAUGAAGUUUCUGGUAUCAUCAGAGACUUGCUCGAUCCAUCCUCUACUGCAGCUGGGAUUAUAGCUCUGCAGAAAUAUAUAGCUAUUGGAGAGCAUUCCUAUCUAGAAUCAUGUCUGUUGAAUGCAAAAAUAAUUUGCUUUGAGGCUCAUAUCAAUAGGUCCUAUUUUCAUGUGAAACCUCUAGAAGUCAGCGAGCUAGAGAAUUGGCAUCGGUAUUUGGAUUUUGCUGACUCACAUGGAGAUUUUGACUGGGCUUUAAAACUUUAUCAAAGGUGCUUAAUUCCUUGUGCCAAUUACCCUGAGUUAUGGGUACGAUAUGUGGAAUUCUUGGAAAGGAAAGGUGGCAAAGAACUAGCUGACUUUGCUCUGCACAGAGCUACAAAAACCUUUCUUAAGAGGGUUUCGUUGAUGCAUCUUUUCAAUGCCCGUUUUAAAGAGUAUCGAGGAGAUGUCUCAAGUGCACGAGCUGCCUUUCUUGCAUGCGAUGCAGAAUCAGAUUUUGUUGAAAAUGUCAUCAGGAAAGCUAACAUGGAAAGGCGCCUUGUAUGUAAUCUAAUUAUCUCAAUGAAACGUACCAAUACAGAGUACUUUCACGUAUCUUUUGUACUCUGGAACUGGAUUGCUGAUGUUUUGCCAGAAUGUCAGGGAAAUUUCAAAAAUGCUGCCAAAACUUGCAAGCAAGCAUUAGAAGUGGCUGCAGCUAAGGGGAAACAUGAUGUACUUCCCCUCAUAUACAUACACUUGUCAAGACUCAAAUACUUGACCACUGGCAGUGAAGAUGCUGCUGCAGAUACUCUUGCAGAUUCAAUUAAACAAAUUCCUUGUAGCAAGUUACUUAUAGAGGAAUUAAUAAAGUUUGCAAUGGCACAUAGAGGAUCAAGACACAUCAAUGUCAUCGGUUCAAUUGUUGCUGAUGCUGUAUCUCCAAAGUCAGGCUCAUCACAAGGCCUGAGCACAAAGGACGGAGAGGAAAUAUUUAGACUAUAUCUAGAGUUUGUUGACCUUUGUGGAAAUAUCCAUGAUGUAAGGAAGGCGUGGGUUCAGCAUGUCACACUGUUUCCUCAUCUUUUGAGGACCCUUCCAGUUCAGGCUGAAAAUGCCAGGCGAUGGAAACUGGUUACGACGCAAAUGGAAGAAAUGGACAAUCUGCUUCCUCACUGUUCUGAAGAUCACAAUUCCGAUAGCAAGGUUCAGCCCUCAUUUCCUGACCAUGAACCUUCAUCCUUGGAGAACCUUAAUAUAGAACCCUCCCUUCCCAAUCCUAACCCAGUCCCUGAGCAAGCAUCAACACUGGAAAUGAAUCAUGACCUGGUACCUGACCAGGUAGCAGACCGGAAUACUGCACUGCCGAUAAACCAAAAUGUGUUGUCUGAUAGCACUACGCAAGUGGAGGUGUGCAAGACACCUCUUGAAGUUCCCGAGGAGCUCAAAGAUAAUGUCCCUGAACCAGAUUCGGACGUUGGUCUCAUAAAUCAAUGCUCCAAUAAAAUAACUGAAGAUGAGGAAGUGCCAGCGGAAUUGGUGAAAGAAAGUGUUCAAAAGCAAGAGUGCAGAGACCUAUCUGAAGAGGACUCAAAGCCACUUCAGCUGGAGAAACUCUCCUUAGAGCCACAGCCGACUGGAUCUCCCAGUUUACUAAAUCAUGAUUCUGUCCCAUCACCGAAAUCUGAUUCAGUCAUUCCCACAUCUCAUGAUUGUCAAAGCUCUCAAGAAACCAAUUCAGUACAUAGAACAAUGCUGGUAAGUGCUGAAGGUGCUGAUAUUCAUGAUUUCUCAUCUGCCCCCUUGAGUGCCAGUGCUGCUGUUUCCAUUCAAGCCGAUGUUGGAUGGAAUCCUAGUCCUUCAUCAUCAGCAGGCGAGCAUAACAGUGCAACACAAGCAGCUAGGCCCCACAUGAUGGCAAAUAGGGGGAAAUAUUGGCAUCAAAGGAGCAACACAGAGAGACAUAGCAGAGAUUCCAGAACUGGAUAUCGUGGUCAUCCACGUAGAAGGCUGGACAAGCAUACAAAAGUUGAUAGUGAACCUCAGCUGUCCAACAGCAUGAGUGGUGGUUAUUCCUCUCAGAAUUUAUCUUUGCAAAACCCACCACAAGGUCAACAAAACAACAGCCAAGCCCCAGCAUCUAAUGUUGUUGCUGUAGGAAAUGGAGAACCCCAAGCCUGGAGUCAAAAUAAUCAAGCGUCAUAUGACCAGAUGUGGCAGCAAUACUAUUAUUACCACCAGCAGCAGUUGCUUUGGCUACAGCAGCAGCUGCAACAACAAGAAAACCAGCAGCAGCCCCAGCAGCUGCUGUACCUACAGCAGCAGUACCAGCAUCAGGUGCUACAACUUCAGUAUCUCCAGCAGCAACAGUCACUUACCCAACACCAGCAGCCGCAGCUAAUGCAACAACAACAGCUACAGUUGCAGCAGCACCACCAUCAGCAGCUACUCAUGCAACAAGCGUACCAGUCGCAGCAGCAGCAGCAACAACCCUAUAGUCAGCAACAAUAUCAGCUGCAGCAGCAUCAACUUUAUUCGUCACAACAGCAGCAGCAACAGAUACCAGAAGGAGCUGUAUCACAACAGCAGCCGCAACAGAUACAAGAAGGAGCCGUCUCACAACAGCAGCACUAUGUUCACGAGCAUGGACAAGCUAACUUCACGCAAACUCAGUUUUACCCCCAGAGCUGGAGCACAGCAGGUGAUGGUAAUGUUGCAGCACCAGCAAGUGUCAGAUCAACCGAGUCUACACACUCCCCGCAGCCAUCCCCACCUAGUCAACAACUUGCUUGAGAGGGUAUACACGUUGAGCCCUCGUGAACUUUCUUAGCCGAUAAUUCAAAUAAGGAAGAGCUGUUGUUGAGAUAUAGUUUUUGUGUUAAGUUUGGUUGUUAUUAGGGUAUCUGCUCUAACAGCACAAAUCUUAGUAUACCAUAGUGACGAUGGAUCAAACUCCAUACAACAAACUGUUGGUGGGAACAUAUUAAAUAAACGAGGACGUUGUCUUAGGGAACUUUUGGUUCUCGAACAUCAGAGAACUACAGCAUUUCGUCGAGCCAAUGUUUUCUUUGGUAACCCCUUGUACUAGGUGGUCAGGGCAGUUGUUAGAGUAUCUCUUAAGACCAAUCACAAGCUUGGAUUCAUACAUCUCUGACGGCUAAUGGUGAAUGUAAUGUCUUAAGGAAGUCCUGAUUACUAAUGAUUUUGUGCUGG